This is a messenger RNA of Carcharodon carcharias (great white shark), 720 nucleotides long. RefSeq names its product guanine nucleotide-binding protein G(I)/G(S)/G(O) subunit gamma-5-like. The coding region runs from base 151 to 357 and encodes 68 amino acids. Gene Ontology annotation, molecular function: G-protein beta-subunit binding. Gene Ontology annotation, biological process: G protein-coupled receptor signaling pathway. The transcript is spliced from 3 exons. The record is from RefSeq and is a predicted model, not a curated record. Gene Ontology annotation, cellular component: heterotrimeric G-protein complex. NCBI's taxonomy places the organism in Eukaryota, Metazoa, Chordata, Chondrichthyes, Lamniformes, Lamnidae.
AAAGAAAAGAGCGAAACCGGAAAAAGCCUCAGCCAAGCUGAGCGAUCUCCGAGACUCCCCCGCAAACAGGGCGAGGAGAGAACGUAGCCCUUCUUCAGCCCUCCGGAGCCGGAGCCGGAGCCAGAGCCAGAGCCAGAGCCAGGGGUAGAGAUGUCGGUCACCGCCAACCUCAGCACCACCAGGAAGAUGGUGCAGCAGCUCCGCUCUGAGCUCGGAAUCAAGAGGCUGAAGGUGUCUCAAGCAGCUGCAGAUUUGAAGCAGUUCUGUCUGCAGAAUGCACAACAGGAUCCAUUGCUGACGGGAAUACACCCAAAUACUAAUCCUUUCAGGCCGGCUAAACCUUGUUUGCUAUUGUAGCGGAAAUGUGAUUCUACUUUCUUAUGGUUUCUGGGUCUUGUGGGAAAUUCACCCUUGGUGCAUGUUCUGAAAACAAUGAAGAUGUUUACACUAAUCCUGAUUCUCAGUUGCCUUCAGACCAAUGGACAAGCCAUGUCGGAUCUGUUUUUGAAAGCCUCUUAAAAUCUGUGCCAACUUUCCUUACUGUCACUUUGUAAAUUGUCGGGUUCUUUGAUACUGAUUUACACUUACCUCAUUGAAGCAAUGGGGUGCCUAUCUGCCAUAUGUACAACUUUAGUUGCUGCUUGUGCACAAUCCUGUUUCUAGAAAGAUUUGUACACUGGUAGAGAAAAAAUUCAAUAAAGAUCCUAAGUGAUUUAUGUA